Penicillium cataractarum is the source of this 1059-nucleotide messenger RNA. RefSeq names its product phytanoyl-CoA dioxygenase family protein. The record is from RefSeq and is a predicted model, not a curated record. The coding region runs from base 1 to 1059 and encodes 352 amino acids. NCBI's taxonomy places the organism in Eukaryota, Fungi, Ascomycota, Eurotiomycetes, Eurotiales, Aspergillaceae. The transcript has 2 exons.
AUGGCCCCCGGUAGAUUGGCGUCUCCUACCAAUGAGGCUUCUGCCUCUCAGUCAGCUAUCGAAUCCCAGCACAAGGAAGACCUGAAGCCCGCUGCAGAUGAUAUCUACGGAAUUUACCACCCCGCUGACCCGAAGAAUCUCAAAUUGGAGUCUAAUUUCGGGCCUUUGGACCCGGAUAGUGUGGGUUACCUUCAGCCGACUUCCUUUGACACACCACUGGAAAUUAUGCAUGAACGGUUUCAGAGAGAUGGGUAUUUAUUUGUCAAAGGAUGCAUCUCAAAGGAAGCCUCUCUGAAAUGUCGCGAAGCCUACUUCAACUACAUGGCGCCUAGUGGCCUUCUACAAGAAGGGACUCAACCUAUCGAUGGCAUCUUCUCGCACAAAGACAGCAAGAAGUACCUUCCACCAGGUAAUCUCCGCCGAUUAUUCGGGCUGAAAGACGACGAAGAGAGCGAGAAAUACCUCGAACUGAUGAUCUCCGCCCACGAAGCCCCAUUCUAUCUUGAAUUCUGCGCCAAUCAAGAACUUCGCGACUUUAUCAGCAGAUUCACCGGCUGGAAGAAACCGCACAUGCUCCAGCGCACUAUGCUACGAGCUUUCGUCCCAAAUAGCGAGCUCACACCCGUGCAUUUUGAUCAGAUGUAUCUCCGCGCUGGUCCACCUACCAGUCUCACGGCGUGGGUACCCAUCGGUGACGUCUCGCUCGAGGGAGGCGGUCUCAUGUAUCUCGAGAACUCGACCGACAUUGGACAGCAGACUGAGGCAGAGUUUGCGCGCAAUGCUGCAAACUUGACUGACGAGGAACGCGUCAGUGCGUUUAAUAAGAAUAUGAGCGAUGGAGGCUUUUUGAGUCGGGAUACGGUGGCUUAUGGGAAGGAGCGGCGUCGUAAAUGGCUUAUUGCGGAGUAUGAGGCGGGUGAUGUUAUUUUUCAUAACCCGUGGAUGGUGCAUGCUAGUUGCAAGAAUAAGGAUCCUAAUAGCAAGAUUCGACUUGCUACGGAUUUGCGAUUUGUGGAUCCUGAGAAGCCGUAUGACCAUGUGAGUUUCCCCUUCGGAUGA